CACUUCUGGAAGAAAAAGAAGAAGCCAAAAACCGAGACAAGAAGUGUGCACCGAGGUGUUUGUCUCGCUCUUUCCUUGAACUUAUGCAACGAUUGUAUUUCAAUCUUGGGAAAACAUCAACAACAAAACUCUUUCUUCGUCCGCCGGCUUGACGCAGUGUGUGAUGGCAGCUAUGGCGGCAGCGCCACCCAGAGGCGGAGAGGACCUGCACGUCCUGGUGAGGAAGUGGCAAGAGGUGGCCUGCCAGUGGGAGGCGCCAGCGGGCAGCACCUUUGAGGUUGGCUGCCAGAGCGAUAACGCCCAGAGUCGAGACGUCGGCGUCCAGACGGACCUGUUGACUCGCCGACUGUCCUGGAGACGUGCGGGUUUCUCCGGCAUAUCCGUCAGGCGUUUGGCCCUGCGAGCCAAUCGUCAAAAUGGUGAUGGCACGCUGCCGCAUAGCAAAAGCAAAGUUAUCAGAACCGCCGUCAAAGCUCAGGAGGUGUCCCUCGCCGAUGUAGCCGUCUCCUCCCCCUCGCCGCCGCUGUCUGGUGGGCGGCCGCGGAGAACACGGCGACCUCCACGGUGGCGCGAAGAUCUGCAGACGCCGGCGAUGCUCGAAUUGCGGCAGAAGGUGGCGGCCGAGGACGAGGAGGACCAGGGUGUGCAGACGUUGCCCCAGGAGGGUGCGGCAGCGGCCGACGCCAAGUUGGAGGCAGAGAACAUCAUGUGCGAUGUGUGCGGGCAGGUUAUGAAGAACAAGUCCAGCCUGGCUCGUCAUUCCUUCAUCCACACGGGCAAGAAACCGUUUGCGUGCCACCUGUGCGACCUUCGCUUCAACCGUCGCGACAACCUCAGCCAUCACCUCAGCCGGCUCCACCCGGGGGGCGUGACCCGGCGCGAGAAGCGGCGCCCCGUCCAGACGUGGCUCUGCGACGUGUGCGGGAAAACCUUCCGCUGCAGGUCGGCUCUCAAGACGCACGAGAUCAUCCAUCUGGGAGUCAAACCCCACCGCUGCGACCUUUGCCCGAAGGCCUACAUGCGCACCAACGACCUCCAGCACCACAAGCUCACCGUGCACCAGGAUGGUGAAGGUGACGGCAGCGGGACGCGCCGCCGCUCGGGCUCCUUGCUGUGUCACUUCUGCGGGAAAGAGCUCAAGUUCCGAUCUCAGUUGGCGGCGCAUCUGCAGACGCACACGGACGAGCGGCCGCACCUCUGUGACGUCUGCGGCCGCAAAUUCUGCCGCCGCUACCAGCUGGAGCGCCACAAGCUCCUCGUCCAUGUCGACGGCGGUGCCACAGAGGACGAGGAAGGCUCGCUGCCGUGCGACGUGUGUGGCAAGCGGCUGAAGACCGAGGCACUCCUCGCCGCCCACUCGCGCAUGCACUCGGGUGACAAGCCCUUUCGCUGCACGCUGUGCCUGCGCCGUUUUAUGCGCCACGCCUGCCUCAAGCGACACUACGCACGCGCACACAUGAAGGAGGGCAGCGGGGCGGCGGCACGCUCCGCCGGUCUGCGCCAAGACAAGUCCUUCCCCUGCGCCACCUGCGGCAAAGUGUUCAAGUUCCGCUCGCUGCUGAGCAACCACGCGGCCGUGCACAGCGACGAGCGGCCGCACGCCUGCGACUUCUGCCCGCGCCGCUUCCGCCGCCUCAGCCACCUGAAGCGGCACCGACGCGUGGUCCACCGUGACGGCGCACGCCUGCCGCAGAACUUUGUGUGCCACAUCUGCGGCAAGGACAAGAAGUGCCGCUCGCAGCUGGCGCGCCACGUCAUCAUCCACACGGGCGAGCGCCCCUUCGGUUGCGACAUGUGCGCCGCGCGCUUCAAUCGUCGAGGCAACCUGCAGCAGCACAGGAAGCGCGUGCACGGCAUCCACCCGACGCCGGAAGAGGCCGACCCGCCGGUGCUCUUCCCUGACCUCGACGAGGACUGCGACUAUAAACUGGAAGACACUGCGUCCUCGUCCGCUGACUGAUGCCGCUCGUUCCACAUUGUACCACGUUUCGAGGUGAUUUUUCAGUUUAUUCAACCUUUUUAAAAAAACAUUAUGGCAAUUAUGAGUUUCCAUUUAUUUGUGCAUGGUGUGAGCUCAGCCCCGAGCUUCAGCAAAUAUAAAAGAAAAAAAAGUGAACAUUUUCUCAUGCUCACUACUUGGAACACAGCAAAACAAGCUCAGCAUGCGAUCCUCUAAGGAUGUCAGGUGACACUAUUGGCUCCGCCCACGUCACCGGGAGCUGCGCUGUCACGGCUCCAUGAUGUCACCUUUGGGCGGCUUGGCAAUCCAGAGGUUGGCCUGCCUCGCCGGCGAGCUGUUGGUGGAAGGAGCUACGUGGGUUAUCUCGGCGCCAACUGCGCAAGAAUAUUGCCCACCUUGCGCUCAGCAGGCGGCAGCAGCAAGUGGCCGAGGCCGCCAAGAUGAGCAGCAGCAGCGGGAUGGUUGGAAGGAUGACGUACAGCGCCAACGGGCCUGCACGCACACGGAAACAGCAUGACGCAAACUUAGAGCGUUUCCUGAAAAUGUUACUGGCGGGUGAACAAUUAAUCCCAUUUGUUGCCACUUCAACUGUUACAUCGCUUACGUACAAUAACAAUGUAUCUUAGUUCCUAUUAAGAGCGUUGUGAGACCGCAAAAUUCAUUUGUGUCCAUUUUUAUCAUUCAGUGGCCAAUCUGAGACAAAAUACAUGUACAGAAUGUGUCUGA
Syngnathus acus (greater pipefish) is the source of this 2686-nucleotide messenger RNA. Its product is annotated as zinc finger protein 517-like. Lineage: Eukaryota; Metazoa; Chordata; Actinopteri; Syngnathiformes; Syngnathidae. Gene Ontology annotation, cellular component: chromosome. The record is from RefSeq and is a predicted model, not a curated record. Gene Ontology annotation, biological process: regulation of transcription by RNA polymerase II. Bases 164 to 1960 code for a protein of 598 amino acids. Gene Ontology annotation, molecular function: DNA-binding transcription factor activity, RNA polymerase II-specific; RNA polymerase II cis-regulatory region sequence-specific DNA binding; chromatin insulator sequence binding. The transcript is spliced from 4 exons.